Closterium sp. NIES-65 is the source of this 534-nucleotide messenger RNA. NCBI's taxonomy places the organism in Eukaryota, Viridiplantae, Streptophyta, Zygnematophyceae, Desmidiales, Closteriaceae. The record is from the annotation of a GenBank genome assembly.
AUGGCGCCUUUUCCCAGCCCCACCGCGUACAGCAUUGCCUGCAGGAGGGAGAGAGGGAAGAGAGGGAGGGAAGCGAGAGAGGGAAGAGAGAAAGGGAGGGAGAGAGGGAAGAGAGGGAGGGAAGCGAGAGAGGGAAGAGAGAAAGGAAGGGAGAGAGGGAAGAGAGGGAGGGAAGCGAGAGAGGGAAGAGAGAAAGAGAGAGAGAGAGGGAAGAGAGGGAGAGAGGGAAGAGAGGGAGGGAAGCGAGAGAGGGAAGAGAGAAAGGGAGGGAGAGAGGGAAGAGAGGGAGGGAAGCGAGAGAGGGAAGAGAGAGGGAAGAGAGGGAGGGAAGUGAGAGAGGGAAGAGAGAAAGGGAGGGAGAGAGGGAAGAGAGGGAGGGAAGCGAGAGAGGGAAGAGAGAAAGGGAGGGAGGGAGAGAGGGAAGAGAGGGGGGAAAGAGAGGGAGAGACGGACGAGCUCGGCAUGCAGGGCCCCAUCGUCCCUCUUAGCGAGGGACAGCUGCACCAGCUGAUUGAGCCCCCAUUCGGCCAGUAG